Messenger RNA from Phasianus colchicus (ring-necked pheasant), 5237 nucleotides. The record is from RefSeq and is a predicted model, not a curated record. Lineage: Eukaryota; Metazoa; Chordata; Aves; Galliformes; Phasianidae.
UAUUACAGCCUCCUGUAGUUAGUCAUUACACACAAUUAGCCCAGGCAGCUAGGGUUGCUAACUGGGAGCAAUACAGAGAAGCCAUGCCAGUUGUACACAAGCAGAAAGCAUUACACUUGACAUAAUGAGCAGGGCUUUUCAAGAAGUCCCACUCCCUUAUGACUGGAAAGGCAAUGAACACAGUACUGGAAAAGCAGGCUGCCUUGUGAGGACAGCCCCAACCCACUUCUACAUCCAACACCAUCCUUAUAGUCCAGGGACUGGCUGUGCGGUCAAACCUCAUGUUCAUACUUCAGAAAGGAAAGCAUUCCUGGGGAGAGCUGCACGGGUUCUGAAAAAACCCAAAGGAGAAGUUGUUUGCAUGGGCACCAUGAAGCAGAAGGGCUGGCCCUGAUCCCACCACACCACGCUGCCUGGCAGCACAAUUACUUGCAGUUUUGCUUUUAACUAAAGAAAUUUCAAUUGGACAGGAAAAAAAGGAAAAAACGCAGCAAUGAACUCUGGUAAACCAAGUAGCUAUUUUUGCAGAAAGUGCCGGGGAUUUUUCACUCUUAGGGGAAAGCUGAGGUCAUCUUGCUAAAUCUGGCAGCAUUUCAGCCAGUGCGAAGCUUAGAGAAGAGAGGAGCAGAAAAUCCAGUCCCAGCCAGCACCUAAAUGAAGUCACAUAGCAUAAUAUUAAGUUCAUAAAUUACCAGGAAAGAUAUAGUUAACUAUUUCUAGGCAAAAAUAAGCAGGAAGAGGAUGGACUUACCUCAGUAUCUCCACACAGUAAAAUAACCUCACCAGGAAAGCUCUCACUGCGCCAUGCUCUUGUAAACAGGCUGUACGCGGAAAUGAGGAGCUGGCAGAGGUUACAAGAAGCAGCACAUGCAGCAUUGCACAACUCCAGGCUUUCCAGACGGCAGUGAGCCACAGUGUGCACAGCCAGCCUGCUGCAGCCCAGCACUCGGUAAAGCUGCCACCUGCCAGAUCAGGCUGCCCACAGCCUCAUCCCACCUGGCCUCGGUACUCAGCGGAGCACAACGCCUUUGGGCCACAGCGCUUCGCAGGACUCAUUUCAACAUGACCUCUUUUGAAGAAGAUGAAACUGAAGAAACAGCAACGUGCCUCCACAUGACAUUUUACCAUCCCUGCCAGCAAGACAAGAUGAUGUUUCGUUGCUUGAAUUUCUGUAAGCGAGAACAGGUCAGGGCAGAUGAAACGGCCAAGUUUGGGCGUGAUUCUAAUGUCUGCCAUUAUAACUUAGUGGAUACUCGUGUUUCUCGGAUCCAGUUUUCACUGCAGUUCUACAGAAAACUUAACAGCUCAGAAUUUUGUUUUGAGAUAAAGAACAUGAGCAAGAAAACAAAGCUGACGGUAGACCAAACAGAACUGGGUUACUUAAACAAAAUUGAUUUGCCAUGGAAGUGUAUCAUUUGUUUUGGAGACUACCAGAUUUUAGCAGAGAUUCAAGAAGGAGAGGCCAUGGAUUAUUUUGAGACUCACUUACACUUGGCUAAAGUGCCAAUCUUACAAGAAACUUGCCUGCCAUCUCUGCAACCCAUACCUGAGAAAGGCAUUUUCCCUUCCUUGUCUCCUUCCCAUGACAAAAGACCCAUAGAGAUUGAUGAAAAUGAGUCAUGCUAGCAGCAAGGAGGAGGCUGGAUGAGUUUUUGAACAUGUGAAGCCUGCACAACUUCAAGAGCUGAAAGCGAUCAUCUCACCCACUGUUUCUAAUGGUUCUCACUGCUGUAUAUCAGUUUCCUUACACACUAUUUCCCAUCCAGACAUACCAGGUGUCUUGAUCCAAUUACAGGAGGAGGUGGUUCGACAUAUAUAUACUUGGAGGAAGAUUAAGGCAGCCAGACGCCAAAUGCUGUCAACUGACUUAUUAAUCUCAGAUGAGGGCUGCUGGACAAGCUUUGAGGCAAAAUUUUUUCUGACUUCUCACACCAGGACAUUACUUUGUUGAACAAAAACAGCGUGUCUGACAUUGUGUUUGUCAGGGCAUACGUGCUCGUGCUCUUUGUUCAUUACACAAAGAUGUGAGAGGGAUCACUUAAGUCCAUGGCAGCAUAUUCAAUUCAAAACUGUGACUGCAUGCCUAAAAGGUAUAUUUAGCAAGCGUUAAUAUUUUAUGCAAGCAGAACAAUGUCCUAGCCCCUGUACUGGUUAACUACGGAGGGGUCACGUAGAGUCACGUCUCACUGCAUUUGUUAUACUUUGUUUUGCUUUUGACAUUAAAUUCUGAACAGUAUUUUCAAGCCUAGGUUGUAACUUCCCAGAUUUUGCAGCUUAGAAGCACUUUGUAAGGAUAGCAUUUUUAAGUUAAUGUUUUUAUUGACUUUGCACAGAGAUUUUUCUAAUAUUUUUAAAUAGAUGAAAAAUAUGUUGGUUUUUUUUUUCUUUUUUUUUUUUUUUGCAAGUAAGCUGUUUUAGUUUGUGAACGUAAAUAAACAUAUAACAUUAUGUAAAGAUCCAGCUAGAUUUUGUAAUAAAGCAUUUGGUUGUUCAGUAAAGGUUUGUUGUCUUCUGCAGCUAUAAAGUAAAAAGGCUUAUGUGAAUAAAAUGACAUCCAGGACAAUCCAUCAGCAAUAUUCUAAAAGUGAUGCUGCUCGAAGAGUUAACUAAAAUGCUUUGUGAGUUUUCUCCCUAUUCUCUCUCUCCCCAUGCCACACCUACUUUAGUCUCUUAUAAUUUUAUUUUCAGUUAAGUUUUUCUCACAUAGGUUUAGUUAAAUUUUUGUUGGGGGCUCAGCAUUUCAUUAGCACUUCCGUUUUGUCAAGUGUUUUAGACUGCUUGAAAGACACACCGGAAGGGCUCAGAACAAAGCACUUUUAAGAGUUAUCUAUCUUACCCUCAAGCAUUAACAUCUACUGAAUAACUAAAUUAUCCUAGACAUUUAGCAGAACACCUUUCAACUUUAAACUACUUCCAACCUCUAAGCUCUGUAAUCCAGUACAGAGUAAACCUCUGCUACAUACUGCUCCUGUUCCCACACACAUCUGUCUGAGGAGUCCUAGAGUCAGGCUUACAUUUGACUGGAUAUCAACUGUUCCCUCUAACUUCCCCAACACUAGGAAAGUAUUUCAACAUUAGUCGUUACAAUACAAGAAAACCACAACAUAAUCCAAGAUUAGUGGAAACAAUCACAAGUGAAAGAAGUUUGUGGAAGGGCAAUGAGACCAAACCCAAGUUUUCAUGGGAUUUCAUUUGUCUGUUUCACCCUUGCAAAAAAAAAAUGCCUCGUUGACAAAUUUUCCACCUGUUGAACUAACCUUUAAUACUCACCCCUCUUACAGUCGUUAGGCUGGAUGUGCAAUGCAAAAUUCAGCUGACACCUCUCAGCACCAAUGCCUCUAUCAGGCCAGCCCGUCAGCCUAACAAAACCAACCCAGCAGGAAUCACCAGGUCACCAGACCCGGUGCCACUGGCUGCUUGGCUUCCAUAUGCUUUUGAUGUGAGUCUUCCUACUCUCUAAUUAGAGAGAGUGGCAAAUAGCCUACAAAUGCAAACUGUUCAGAAAAGGAACAAGAUGAAAACACAUCUGCAAGAAGCUCUUACAUUUAACAGCUUUAAUGUGGAAUCAACCUCUCAUAUAAAACACAUGAGAUUUCUUAAGUUCAUUAAUUUGGCAAGUGGCUGAGGGAAAAGGGAGUGUUCUGCAUUCCCAAGGAACAGCUUUGUUCUUAUGAACGCUUUUAAAUGAUUGCAUGGUGACAUGCAAGUUCUUGUUUUGUACUGCUUGGGUCCUCAAAAUCAGGUUGCUAGUACUACUGCUAAACAGUGUUACACAAUUCCUAUACGCUGGCCCUGCCAUACAGGACAUCAGCCUCCAGCACUGAUUGUAUUCAUUGCUUUUACUUUCUCUGCAGUUACCCACAGAAAAAAAAAAAAAAAGACAACCCCAAUCACAACUUUUCAGGCUCAAUAUAUAGACAAAAGUUUUUACCACCUACUGACCUCAGGAAAAUCUUUUGUCUGUUCUGUGGAGUUCAGUGCUACGUCUCAGAAGGUUUUGCAUUCACACUGAACAGAGGGGCUCUGUGGCUAGCCGUAAGUCUGGAGUGGCACAGUCCAUAGCACACCUCUGGGAACCAGCAGAAAAUAUUGGCCUGGGGAAUGGAAAAUGAAUGAUUAAUAUUUUCCAAACCUUCUUCCUGUGAUAAUAUAAAAAAGCAAGUGCAUUACUGCAUGUGAGCAGCAAGACUAGAUGCACAGGUACCAGCGUUUUAGCACUUACCUUCCUGUAGCUUGGUUUAUCUCGUGAUGAACUACACUGUUUUAUUGACUUUGCCACUGCUGAAAGCUCUUUAGGCCCAAUUAAAAGCUCACUGGAAACAUUCCCAUGGAAUUCAGGGGUCAGUAGACCAGGCAUUAAACAGCAGUUGUGAAAAUUUCAAUAACCAGCAUUAUGGUCCUCUGGUAUGUACCUUGAACAGCCUCCACGACAGCCAUUCUAAAUUCGUAUCACCACCAAAAAGAGUCUCAACUGUUGUAAUAUUUAUAUACCUGUAAAAUACAAAGAUGGUCAUCUUAAUAGAGAAAAUUAGAGGAACCAUUGUACAGGUGCCUUCUUAAGCUAGAAUGUCAAAAACCAGCACAGUCUCUCACAGUCUCUCUCACACAGAUGAUCCCAGGAAAGCAGUGACAAGGCUCACUUCUAUUAUGAUCCCCCCAAAACAGUAAAAAUGUUUGUUUUCCUGAAAACAAACACAAAAAUUGGUAUUGUGGAUAAAUUAUAUGCAUUGAUUCUGUAGUAGCAGUCAACUAAAAAAUACUGGAAAUGAUGAGGUGUGCUCCAGACACACACCCACCUGAUGAAUAUCUCUACCACACACUAGUUAUUAAAGUGUAUGCUAACAAAAGAAAAUAUCAGUACAUAUGGUCUCAAUAAAUACAGACACCUUCCAAGAAAUUUCAAGACCUUAGGAACAUCUUUACAUCAGGCUAUUCUUAAAUAUAAUUUCACAUCUAAAAUGAAGGUGACUCACAUAAAAACAAAGUCAGGCAGGCACGAUGAGACUGGAUUUUGCAGAAUGAUUUUUUUCUUCCCCAUCUUGAAUAUGUUUCUAUGGCAAUUUCCACCCUCUGUUAUACAGCACAAAAUUUGCAAGCUGUUGUUUCAAUGAACUUUCAGACCUCCCUAUCAUUAUAUUUAGCCUCACUUAUUCAGAUAAAUGCUUAGUGAAGGAGAUUCAGCUGCACAGUUUAGGAAAUAGCUGGGUUACUUCCAAUGAUUGCACAUAACCUAAGAG